AUGUGGGUCUCUCAUCCUCAAUUUAGGGAGAUGGUGUUAGCUAACUGGUCGAAACAGUUACUGUAUAAUGGCAGAGGUUUAGAGAAAAUCAGCUGGAAACUUACCCAUCUUAAGCAUGUCUUGAAGGCGUUUAACUGGAAGGUAAUGGGGGAUGUAGCAUGCAAUUAUGAGAGAAGCAAAAGAUUAUAUCAACAGGCCCAUUCUAACUGCUUUGCUGAUCUGUCUAAUUGCAGAUUGUGUAAUGAGGAUCGAGAAGAUUUUCUGGAUUUUAAAAGGCAAGAGAGAUUGUAUGCUAGUUUCCUCUACCAAAAGAGCAAAAUAGACUGGUUACGUUUUGGAGAUGACAACUCUUUGUUUUUUCAUGCUAGUUUAAAGAAGAGGAAAUUAGCUAAUAGGAUUGUGUCCUAUGUUACUGAUGAAGGGCAUGUUGUGGAUGAUUAUACUAAAGUUACUAGUCACUUCCUGCAGCAUUUUAAGAGUUUUUUGGGUGCAGCUAGGAAGGCUACGGGUAACAUUGAUGUUCAAGCUAUUGGAUAUAGUUCGGUGUUGAGUAGUGAAGCCCAGUUGAGUUUAAUCAAGCCGUUCACUGUCCUUGAGGUUAAAGCAGCUAUGUUUAGUAUUCACUCACUUAAAAGCCCAGGCCCGGAUGCUUGCAUUCCUCAGACUUUAAAUAAAACUCUCAUUUCUCUUAUCCCGAAAGUGGACCAGCCAGUAAAUGCAAUUGAUUUUAGGCCUAUUUCUUGUUGCAAUACUAUUUACAAAUGCAAAUCCAAAAUGUUGUGCAAUGGGCUAAAAUCUGUUCUUCCUUCACUGAUUAAUCAGAAUCAGGGGGCUUUUAUCAAGCAUCACUCUAUUGCUCAUAAUGUUCUUAUCCUUCAAGACUUGCUUAAAGGAUACAACAGGAAAAAUAUUUCCCCUCGGUGUCUUAUGAAGAUUGAUAUUAGCAAGGCGUAUGACUCAAUUGACUGGGAUUUUUUGGAAAAACUUCUUCAUGCUCUUUGUUUUCCGAUGAGAUUUAUUAGGUGGGUCAUGGCUUCUAUGGAGAAAGAUUUCAGAUUUCAUCCUUUAUGUAAGUCUCUAAAACUUGUUAGUCUUUGUUUUGCUGACGAUCUCCUCUUGUUUUGCAAAGCCAACCCGAGGUCAGUCAUGAUACUUCAGCAAGCGUUUAAGGAGUUUACUAUGUCCUCGGGCCUCUCUAUCAAUCAAAGCAAAUCUAGAAUGUAUAUUGGAGGGCUAGUUGCUGGGGAUAAAGUUCCCCUAUUGCUGUGUUCUAAUUUGAUUGAAGGGCAAUUCCCUUUGAAAUAUUUGGGUGUCCCGUUGAGACCUACUAAAUGGAGGGCUACUGACUGCGAUAUUAUCCUUAAGAAAAUGAGAAUUCGUCUGAAUGGAUGGGCUAGUCGCCAUUUAUCUUAUGCUGGUCGGGUCCAGAAAUUUCUUUGGGGUGAGAAGGAUAAUAGAAGCAAGCUUCAUCUUAUCUCUUGGGAGCAUGUCUGUCACCCAAAAUUUUUCGGUGGUUUGGGUUUUAGGGAGGGGGCUUCAAUAUGGGAUUAUCUGUUAAAGCAAGAUACUAGCUGGUAUUGGAGGAAGAUCAUCAAGUUCUGUCAUGUCUUGUCUAGAGCUGAUUUGGAGGCUGCAGUUAUGAAUGGAAAAAUUCAGCUGAGAAAGCUUUAUUCUUUUGUGUUUCCUGGCAAUAUGGUGCACUAUGAGAAGGCAGUUUGGUGUAGGCUCUCGGAAAGUAAUGCAGACUGUUCAUGGGUGGCUGAGAGGGGCUUCUUGGCCUGUUCAGUAUGCGGCUUGGAUUCAGUGGUUGUCUUUGCCUCGUACAGGUUGGUGUUCAUUGGUGGAAAAUGCAGCUUGUGCGGCUACUGUGUACCUCAUCUGGCUGAACAGGAACCACUGCUGGGUUGA
Messenger RNA from Humulus lupulus (European hop), 1908 nucleotides. RefSeq lists its product as uncharacterized. The transcript has 6 exons. Lineage: Eukaryota; Viridiplantae; Streptophyta; Magnoliopsida; Rosales; Cannabaceae. The record is from RefSeq and is a predicted model, not a curated record. Bases 1 to 1908 code for a protein of 635 amino acids.